Messenger RNA from Ilex paraguariensis (yerba mate), 390 nucleotides. The record is from the annotation of a GenBank genome assembly. Lineage: Eukaryota; Viridiplantae; Streptophyta; Magnoliopsida; Aquifoliales; Aquifoliaceae.
AUGGCGGUUGAGCCGACGACGAAAGCAAAUGUUGGAGCAGCGAUAAUGUUAACGUCUGGCGCCAGCGGACCCGUUAACGCCCUGUUGUCGCUGCGAGCGCUGAAGAGUUUGGCAAUGCUGAUCCAUGCGUUUGUGUUGCUUUUGCUAUUGCCAUUUCGAGGCCGAAAGCGUUGCAUGACAACGUCUCCGUCAAUGAUGUCAUCGUCUUUGUCGUCCGGGUGUUCGGACAAAGGUCACAAUAAGGAGGAGAAAUUACACGACAAGAAGGGUAAGACGGUGGCGAGGGUGCCGGCGAGGAUUGUGCCGUUGGAAGAGCAGCAGUGCGGUGGUCGUGGAUCAGGAGGUGGCCGCCAGGAGAGCGCUUGCCAUUCGGAGGGUGGUGCAGGAUGA